This is a messenger RNA of Ectocarpus sp. CCAP 1310/34, 560 nucleotides long. Lineage: Eukaryota; Phaeophyceae; Ectocarpales; Ectocarpaceae. The record is from the annotation of a GenBank genome assembly.
CCACACAACACACCACACACCACACACCACACGCUACAGCAGUCACAUAGACCCCACUAAGGGCCCAUCCAAGCCCAUACAUGGUUGGGCGUCCCCCGGGUAAACGAAACAAGAAGCGUGGCAGCUGCCAAACAAGAGCAGGUGGUCGGUUCGGCGCGAAAGCGGCCGCGUCACCAUCCCCCGCUGCGGACACUUCACCGCCACAUGACCACCACGACACAUGUUAUGAAGGAGACGAGGAGGACCACAGCAGCAGCCAACACAGCAGCGACAGCAAUAGUCACUAUGGCAGCUGCAGCUCGGGGAGCUCGGGUCGUGUCAAGCGUGAUGGCACGAGCAAACGACAGCGCAGGCGCCGCCGGCAACAGCAGCGAGAAAAAGAAGAAAAGAGGGGCUUUCGCACUCUUUUUCAGAUGUGGGCGCCGACUCCACCGCCUCCGCCCGGCAGCACUUUCGCCCCCACCUCUACAGAGACCGAAAGCAAGGCGGGACAGUUUGAGGACGGGGCGGUUGUGUUCGAGGUUGAGGGAGGUGGAGACGACGGUGACGAGCUCUGCAAU